This is a messenger RNA of Nerophis lumbriciformis (worm pipefish), 8730 nucleotides long. The record is from RefSeq and is a predicted model, not a curated record. Lineage: Eukaryota; Metazoa; Chordata; Actinopteri; Syngnathiformes; Syngnathidae.
AUGAUUUGGGGAAGCCUUUUACCGAUUUUGCUGUCUUGCGCGCUCGCCAACAGCACCGUGGAGGAGCAGGAGUCGGCGCCGGUCCCGGUGCCCUUCUUCCACGGGCAUGUGUUCGAGAACGCGCCGCCGGGAUCCCGGGUCAACGGGCUGAUCGUGCCUCUGCGGAGGCUGAACGCCAAACGAACGUGCGGCUCGGAGUUGGUUCCCCAGCCGCACUGGAGGCUCCUCGGCGACGGAAGCGACAAGUUUCGCGUCCUGACGCACCACAACCGAGGCCACAUGCUGCUGAGGACUAACGGGCUUCUGGACCGAGAGCAGCGGGCUGAGUACGCGCUGGGGGUCGGCGUGUGCUGCGGCGGCUCGUGCGCCGAGGUGGCGUCCGUCAAAGUGGACGUGCUGGACAUCAACGACCACCGGCCCGCCUUCCGGGGCACCGAUGUGAGGCUGAGCCUGGAUGACGCUACCCCGCUGCGCACGGUGGUUUAUACGGUGACGGCGCGGGACGAGGACAGCGGCAAGAAUGCGGAGCUUUUUUACUUCGCCAUGCCCAAGAACGGCACUUUCUACGUGGUGCCUAAAAGCGGAGAGGUCCUCCUGGUGGACUCUAUCCUGGGCCGGGACGGACCUAUUAAGUUCACGGUGUUCGCCCGGGACCGAGGCUGGCCGCCGCGCACGAGCGAGGGCAUCGUGGUGGAAGUCACCCCGCGCCAGUGGCUCUCCACCCGGGGAAAAGCACCCGCUCGGACUUCCAGGUCCGUCCGAGACGCGGCGGAGAGCAGCCCGCUUUUCAUCAACGUGUCCGAGGACGCCGGCAUCGGCUCGGUGGUGAUGAACUUGAACCCGGUGCGCUUCCAGGCGGCCGCGUUCGAGCUGGUGGAGCCCGACGACGCGGAGAGCUCGCCGGUGGUCGUGGGGCGCGACAGCGGGGAUAUUGUCAUCGCGCGCCGGCUGGACCGUGAGACGGAGCCGCUGGUAGAGAUUGGCGUCAGGGUGCAAGACAAACGAGGUCCAGACUGGUACCUGGUCCGAGUGGAAUUAACGGUGACCGACGUGAACGACAACGUUCCCGAGUGGCGGAUGGUCCCCGCCCCGUACCUGGCUGUGGUGUCCCCCGAUGCCUCUGCUGGGGAGCUGGUCUACCAGCUGUACGCCCAGGACGACGACCAGGGGCUCAACGGUGAUGUGGAGUUUUUCCUGGCGGACGGAGGGGACGGUCGAUUCGAAGUAGACCGGAAGAACGGUCACGUGCGGACCACCGGGCUUCCUCUGCAGCGUGACCGCGAGUACCUGCUGACCGUGGUGGCCGCCGACCGCCUGGGGAGCCGCAGCGUUCCGGCCGUGGUAUCGGUGGUCGCCGGCGCCAGGCCGCCCCAGUUCACCAACGCCUCCUACACCAUUGCCAUACCGGAGAAUACGCCCGAGGGGCAGCCCUUCCUGGCGACCACGGCAGUCUCCUUCCAGAAGAAGCCGAUCGGCUACAGCCUUCUGAUCAAUCCCAGCAGUCUGUUCUCCAUCUCGCCCGAAGACGGCCAAAUCAGCCUGACCCGGCCCAUCGACUACGAGAGCGACCAGCACCGCUAUUUGCUGCUGGUGCGAGCCGGCGAGGGCCAAGACAGCAUGAGCAGUGCCGCCGAGGUGCGAGUCAUCAUCGUGGAUGAAAAUGACUGUGUUCCCGAGUUCCUGCAGUCCAUCUACAGCAAGGACGGCGUUCCGGAGACGGUUAUGACAGCCACGUCGCUGCUCCAAGUUUCCGCCAGCGACUGCGACUCGGAAAAGAACGCUGAGCUGACGUACUACACGAUGAGUCCAGACUUCACUGUAUCCCCGCACGGCACCAUCUUCCCGGCCGGACCUCUUGACUACGAGAGGCCCAACCAUCUGUACGAGUUCGUGGUGAUGGCUGUGGACAAGGGGGAGGUACCUCGCACGGGCACGGCUACAGUCAGGGUGCGCAUGGCCAACGUCAACGACGAGCCGCCGGAGUUCUCGCAGCACAUCUACCGUACAUUUGUGUCCGAGGACGCCGGGCCCAACACGCUGGUGGCCACCGUGCUGGCCAAGGACCCCGAUGGUGACGGUAUCACGUACCGUAUCGCUUCGGGAAACGAGGAGGGCAACUUUGUCAUCGACAGCCAGAAAGGUUUGAUCCGACUACGCUCGAGUCCCCCGCCUCACCUGGUGGGCGUGGAGUACAUCCUCAACGUGACGGCGACGGACGACAACGCUUCGGGCGGCCCUCAGGCGUUGUCGUCGACAGCGCAGGUAGUGGUCGGCGUGGACGACGUCAACAACAACAAGCCCGUUUUUGAGAAGUGUCAACAGUACCGGGAGAAGACGACGGUUCUGGAGAACCAGCCCGCCGGGACGGUGGUGCUGCAGGUUCACGCCGUGGAUGCCGACGAAGGUUCCAACGGCAAAGUCACGUACGGUUUCAUGCAUAAAGACUCCACCGUUCCUGCCUUUAGCAUCCACCCUGACACAGGGACGAUUGUCACGGCCAGGAAAUUUGACCGGGAACGUCAGCGGGAAUACGCCGUGACGGUGACGGCCACCGACCGGGCCAACGACCCGCUGAUUGGCAUCUGCCAGCUCAACAUCCUCAUUGUGGACCAGAAUGAUAACAGCCCCAAGUUUGAGAAUAUCCGAUACGAAUACUUCCUUCGUGAAGAUACGAUGAUCGGAACCAGUUUCCUGCGAGUAGCGGCCCACGACGAUGACUUCGGAACCAACGCUGCCGUCACGUACUCAAUGUCCGGCGAGCAGCCGGAGUACCUCAGGGUCAACCCGCUGACCGGCUGGGUGUUCGUCAACCAGCCCAUCUCGCAGAGGACCUACAUCACCCGGGAGAUCGUGGCCACGGACGGUGGCAACCGGAGCAGCUCGGUGGAACUGGCGGUCACCAUCACUAACGUGAAAAACCAGCCGCCGCAGUGGGGCAAGGACAGUUACGGCGUGGUCAUACCCGAGAACACCGUGCGGGACACGCCCAUUGUGACCAUCAAAGCCACCUCCCCAUUGGGCGACCCGAGGGUAACCUACAAUCUGGAGGACGGCAUGGUCCCGGAGACCAACAUGCCCGUCCGCUUCUACUUGACGCCUAACCGGGAAGAUGGCUCAGCCUCCAUUCUUGUGGCGGAACCUCUGGAUUACGAGACCACCCGCAACUUCAUGUUGAGGGUCCGAGCGCAGAACGUCGCCGCCGUGCCAUUGGCUGCCUUCACCACGGUCUACGUCAACGUAACGGACGUGAACGACAACGUCCCCUUUUUUACAUCCUCCAUCUACGAAGCCUCAGUCACCGAAGGCGCCCAGUCAGGAACUUUGGUCUUUCAAGUGUCCGCCAAUGACCUAGACUUGGGUCUCAACGGGAAGAUCGCCUACUCGCUGCUGGAGGAUCGAAGCGGGGACUUCCAGUAUUUCCGUAUCGACCCCGAGCUUGGUUUCAUCUACACGCAGACAGUUUUUGACCGCGAGACUAAGAGUUCCUACCUGCUGGAGGUCCAAUCGGUGGACGGCUGGGAGUCGGCGAGGCCCGGCAAACACGGACAGCCUAACUCGGACACGGCGUACGUUCGCGUGUUCAUCAGCGACGUCAAUGACAACAAGCCGGCCUUCGCUCAGACCACGUACGAGGUGGACGCGGACGAGGACGCCGACGUGGGAUUCGCUGUUGUCACCGUCAGCGCAAACGACGGAGAUGAAGGCGGCAAUGCCAAACUGCGCUACCAAAUCACUUCGGGAAACUCGGGAGGAGUAUUUGACGUGGAGCCGGAAGUUGGGACCAUCUUUGUCGCUCAGCCUUUGGACUACGAGCAGAACAAAAGGUACAAACUACACGUUCUCGCUUCCGACGGCAAGUGGGAGGACUACACCACAGUGUCGGUCAAUGUGGUCAACAAGAACGACGAAGCGCCCGUGUUCACCAACAACGAAUACUACGGCAGCGUGACCGAGGAACUGGAUGGGUCACCCGUUUUUGUUUUACAGGUGACGGCGUCCGACCCGGACAAGGACGCCGACCAGGAAGCCCUCCGCUACUCGCUCCACGGCCAAGGCGCCGAGAGCGAGUUCGUCAUCGACGAGCUGACGGGGAAGAUCUACGCCCAGCGGACGCUGAACCGCGAGGAGCGCGCCGUCUGGCGUUUCGUGGUGCUGGCCACGGACGAGGGUGGCGAAGGCCUGACGGGCUUCACCGACGUUAUCAUCAACGUGUGGGACAUCAACGACAACGCGCCCGUCUUCACCUGCGCGCCCAGUUGCCACGGUGACGUGGCCGAGAACUCGCCGGCCGGCACGUCGGUGAUGGAGAUGACGGCCACAGACUUGGAUGACGCGGCGGUGGGCCAGAACGCCGUCCUGUCUUACCGUAUCGUUGGCAGCUUGGCCGAGAUCGGGGGCGUUCCCGCCUUCUCCGAGAUGUUCGCCAUCAACCCUGCCACUGGAACCAUUACGGUGGCCAUGGGCGGUCUGGACCGAGAGCAAGUGGAGUCCUACAUGUUGGUAGUGGAGGCCAGAGACGGAGGCGGCAUGGCGGGAACGGCCACGGCGACCGUUCAGAUCACCGACGUCAACGACCACGCGCCCAGGUUCCUCGAACGUGCUUGCCUGGCAAGAAUCUCUGAGAACGCCGAGCCAAACGCGGAGGUGUUGGAGCUGAGAGCGGAGGACUGCGACACGGGCGAAAAUGGCCAACUGACCUUCAGCGUGGUGGCCGGAGACCAGGAACAGAAGUUCUACAUGUUUAGCAACAAAGCGGAACAGCGCGGUAGCCUUCGACUCAAGAAGCGUCUGGACUACGAAAGGCACAGCGAGCAGAGGUUCAAUCUCACAAUCAAGGUUGAAGACUUGGACUUCUCCAGCCUUCUUCACUGUGCUGUUGAAGUGGACGACUACAACGAUCACGCUCCGGUCUUCAUCCCGCACUUACUAUCUCUUGGACCCCUGUCGGAGGACGUCCCAGUGGGGACAAGCGUGGCCCGCCUGGUAGCCAGCGACUCGGACUCUGGUCAGAACCGUCAGCUGGUCUACAGCCUGUCCCGAGACUCGGACCCGGAUGGACUCUUCGCCGUCGACCAAUCGGGUGUCCUGACAGUGGCCCGGGCUUUGGACCGAGAGAAGGUGGCACAGCACCACCUGGUGGUUGUUGCCACCGACCAUGGGGUUCCCGCGUUGUCGGGAAGCGCCACCGUGGAGCUCCCGCUGCUGGACGUCAACGAUAACGGGCCGCAGUUUGAGGCUGCAUAUGCGCCGGUGGUUUUUGAGAACCUUCCGGCACCUCAGGUUGUCAACAUGAACCAGACGUCCAUGCUCCUCCGCGUUCAGGACCGCGACUCCCCUGAGAACGGCGGCCCAUUCCGUUUCUCCGUCCCAGCUGACUAUCGCCACGGCAACGACUUCUACCUCAAGGACAACCUGAACGGGACGGCCACUUUGACGGCGCUGCGGACGUUCGACCGCGAGCGUCAGAAGGAGUUCCUGAUCCCCGUGAUCAUGAGCGACAGCGGCCGUCCCGCCAAAACAGUCACCUCCACGCUGACCGUCACCGUCGGCGACCACAACGACCACGCGCAUGUCGGCGGCGAGAAGACCAUUUUCGUCAACACGCACAGAGGCCGCAUGCCCACGACUGUACUGGGAAAAGUUUACGCGCCCGACCCGGACGACUGGGACAACAAAACGUACGCUUUCGAGGGACAUGUUCCAACUUACUUCAUCUUGAACAAGCGCACAGGCUUCGUGAUAAUUAAGGAAAACGCCCCGUCUGGCGACUACCACUUCCUGGUGCGCGUUUCGGACGGCGUGUGGCCCGACGCUAUCUCGGCAGUGACGGUGCACGUUCGAGAGCUGCCCGACGACGCCAUACAUAACUCGGCAUCGCUCCGCCUCGCAGACAUGACGGCCAAAGAGUUCACCGAGUCGAGAGGGAAACAGCGCAGCCGCUACGAGCUGCUCUCCGACUUCCUGUCAGAGAUGCUGUCGACGCCGGCGUCCGACGUCAACGUGUUCGGUCUGAGCGACGUCGCCGGCCGCAUGCUGGAUGUACGCUUCGCCGUGCGCGCCGGCGCCGUCUUCCUGCGGCCCGAGAAGAUGCACGGCUACCUGGCGGCGCACAAACAGAAGCUGCAGUCAUUUCUGCAGGUGCGCGUCUACCAGGUACGUGUAGACGAGUGCCCACAGACAGAGUGCGGCGGGGCGGGUGGCUGCGCCAGCGCCUUGGCCGUCCGAGAUGCGCCCACGGUGGUGGACUGCGGCUCCCUGACUUUGGUGUCCGUCACGUUGGAGGCGGCCCCCGUCUGCGCCUGCCCUGGGCGUCAGCAGGUGCACCAGCCUUGCAACGCUUACCCAAGGAACCCGUGCUUCAAUGGAGGCGUGUGCGUGGACACCCAGCACGGCUACAGGUGCCAGUGCCCAGCCCAGUUGGAGGGUCCCGAGUGCCAGCAGAACAAGCACAGUUUCCGCGGCAACGGCUACGCCUGGUUCCCUCCCAUGACGCCGUGUUUUGAAAGCCACAUCUCGCUGGAGUUCAUCACCGAAGUGCCCGGCGGGCUGCUGCUCUACAGCGGGCCGCUGGCGCAAUUGCAGGCCUGGGACCACGAGGAUUUCAUGGCUAUCGAGCUAAUAGACGGGACCCCCACGCUGAAAAUCAACCACGGUUCCGACACGGCGGUGCUACAGUUGCCAGGCAACGUCAACGUGGCAGACAGGCGCUGGCAUCGGCUGGACGUCCGCAGCAACGGCGAGGAGGUGCGCUUCACCUUAGAUCGCUGCUCGGGGGCGGCGGUUAUGGAGAUGGAGGGUCUGGGAAGCUGGCUGACCACAGAGGACCACUCGUCCUGCGAAGUCACCGCCACCACGCCCAACACGGACCGAUAUUUGAACACGAGUCAAGUGCUGCAGCUGGGCGGAGUCAACGAGGACAUCCCGUACAUGUACCCACAGCUUCAACAUAAACACUUCACGGGGUGUAUACGAAAUCUGGUUGUGGACAGCAAGAUGUACGAUCUGAGCUCCCCGGCCGACUCGCGGUCCAGCUCGCCGGGCUGCCAGACCACCGACGGCAGCUGUGUCAACAUGGGUUACCCAUCCUGCGGACGCCGCGGACGUUGCCAUGGCGAGUGGGGCUCCUUCAGCUGCCAGUGCGUGCCCGGAUACACCGGGCAGCAGUGCGACCAGGAGGUUCCGGAGUAUUCUUUCGACGGCCACAGCCACGUGCGCUACCAGUUGGCCUCGCCCUUGCCGGCCAGGAGGACUGCGGCGCAGGUGCUGCUUCGGACCCGCAAGCACAGCAGCGUCGUGCUCAGUCUGAGCUCCAGAGAGCAGAACGAGUACCUGAGACUGGAGAUUUUUCAGGGCCUUCUGAGCGUGUUCUACAACCUUGGCGACGGCGACCACAACCUGAGCCUGCCCACAUACCGCCUGGACAACGGCGAGUGGCACCAGGUCAGAUUGGAGCGCCACGACAACGAGAUGACUCUGCAGUUGGAUGGCGGAGGCGGCCAAAGAGAGGUGACGGGGGCGCCGGGGCGCAGCCGGGAGAUCAUCGUGGACCCCACGCUGGUCAUGCUGGGCAACGCCUUCCCAUCAGUUCUCAACAAGAGCUUCCAGGGCUGCAUGAGGGACCUUCGCUUGAACGGUCGCCAGCUCCCGAUGGACAGCCAGACCGCACGGGAAGGCGUCUCGCAAAUCGGCGCGCAGGGCCUGACGCCUGGGUGCCCCUCCGACUCCUGCAGGAGAAACCAGUGCAGCCCCCCCUUCACCUGCGUGGACCUGUGGCGAGUGCACGAAUGCAGAUGUCCGCCAGGCCACAUGGUACGAGUCAACGGCAGCCGGAAGUCGUGCGUGUACACGUUAUGCGCCACGCGACCGUGCCACGGCGGGACGUGCGUGGCGCAGUCCCCCAGCAAAUUCACCUGCCACUGCCCCGACGGCCACCGGGGGCGCCUUUGCGAGACCACGCUGGCCGUGUACAGCGACGACGUGGGACUCAGCUUCAGCUCGCUCUUCGCCAUCUGCAUCUGCUUCAUGGCCUUACUCGUGCUAUUGCUAGGCAUCUUUCUGUACACGCGCUGGAGGAGCUACAAAGGCCUGAAGGAAGGCGUGUACCACGUGUCGGCGCACCACGACGGCUGGGAGGACGUCCGCGAGAACGUCCUAAAUUACGACGAGGAGGGCGGCGGCGAGGAGGACCAGAAUGCGUACGACAUGGCGGAGCUGCAGAAGUCACUGCAGCCGAGCCCGGCGCAGUCGCUACAGUACUGCCGCUCGAGGGCGCUACACCACCCGCCUCCUGCGCCGCCCCCGGCCGGGGCUCUUCACCAUCACCACCUCCUGCACCGAGCCCCGACCCCGCCGGCCUCCGGCCGCUCCGGCACGCCACCCCCGAGGAGGGACGUGCCGCCCACCCGCCCCCCGGCACAGGGUCAGGCGGGUCCCCCCCGUCCGGGCCGACGCUCGCUCUCCUUCUCCAGCCAGGACCUGGCGCGCUACCUGUGCGAAAUCAUCCGCGACGCCGACCAGCACCCGGACACGGGGCCCUUCGACUCCCUGCAGGUCUUCUCCACCGAGGGCGGCGGCUCCCCGGCGGGCUCCCUCAGCUCCUUCAGCUCGGCCGCCUCCGACCCCGGGGACGGCGCGGCGGAGGGUCGGCGCGAGGAGACGCUCGGAGAAUGGGGGCCGCGUUUCGAGAAGCUUAGGGCGCUGUACGAGCGGGCGGAGGCCAGCGACCUCUGA